AUGCGCAUCGCAGCAUCAGGUCGGAGUCGGGGCACGUCGGCGAUCGUAGGCCGUUUCAAACCACUCGCCGCCGUAGCCGUAGCAGACUCGUCAACGUUCCACCGUACCGCGACCUCGGAGCGAAACUUCCCCGAUGGUGCGGCGGUCUGUACUGCCUAUGGCGCAUCGGCCACAUCAUUGUUCUCGCCGGUCCUCUCGCACCAAGGGAACGAGUCUUCACCCGCUUCUGCCACUCAAGCCAGGCCCUUGUUUUAUAAGGGCAAGACACUCGUGAAAUACGCGGCCGCUCUGCGUCCGACCGUGCUCAACGGGAAACUGGUCGGUGACGCAGGAGCGUCGGGGAAAUAUAUGGUCUUGUCAAGUAUGCCGCUUCCCCCUCGUUCACUUCUCCCCUCGUUCCCUUGUUCCACUGGUGGUGCUGACACGCUUCCUACCGAGCAGCCAGUGCGCCUUCGCGAAUUGCUUCUUCCGGCCGCCCGCCAGUUCCCUCGUGCGCCGCUAGCAGCUGUGCGGUCCGCCAUGGCUCACGCGCAUGCGCGCGGGGCAUCCGAGCAGCGCGCGCAGGCAGCUGCUGCCGCGCCCAGCAGCGCGCGGAGCAGCUUGCGCUGGGCCCACAGGCUGCGACCGCGGAGAGAGCAGCGCUGCGCGCGCGCAGUGGCAGUGCGGCUGCUGCUGGUGCCGCUGGCCGCGGCGGCGCUGGCGGGCCGCAUGGCGGUGGGCGCGCGCGGCAGUGAUGACGAGGCUGUGACGCGCGCUGGCGAAUCGCAAGCCACAGCAGCAGCCCUGCUCGACACUCUGAACCUCACCCGCUCGCCCAUAACAGCGCUCUUUGUGUUCGGCGACUCGCUGGUGGACGUGGGCAACAACAACUACGGCUCGCACCGCUUCCUGCGUGCGGACCUGCCCCCCUACAGCAUGGACUACAGGCAGGCGUCGGGGCGCUUCUCCGAUGGCCGCCUGCAGAUCGACUACUUGGCGCGCUAUCUGGGGCUGCCCUCGCCCCCGCCAGUGCUGCAGCCGGGGCGCAGCGCUGCUCGCGGGCUCAACUUCGCCAGCGCUGGGGCGGGCGUGCUCCACUCCACCAACCCGGGCCAGGCGUUCCCGCUGUCCUUCCAGCUAGGAAAGUUCCGGGAAGUGCAUGUAGCGGUGGUGGGGCAGGACGGCAGCGAGCAGGGCGGUGGGAGCAAGGAGUCUGCCACCACGCUGUCUAAUGGUGGUGACGCUGGGAGCGUGGGGAGUGACAGCAGCAGCAGCAGCAGCAGCAGGAGAGCGUGCCAGACAAGAGUCACCUCUCUCCGCCUUCUUUCCAUCCUUCACCUCGGCGUCCUCCUCAUGUCUUGUUCGCAUCGUCCCACUAACCAUUCCUCCCAACCCACCAUCCCUCGCGUCUGCCCUCCUCUUGCUCCCCCGUCCCUCCCUCCUCUUCUCCCCGCCCAUCGCCAGGCCCUCGCCUCAGCGCUCUACGUGCUGCAGGUGGGCUCCAACGACUACCUCUACCUGCUGUCGCACCUCAACGCUCCUCCUACGCUCCCCACAUCUCCAUUCCCCCCCCCUCUCCCCCUCCCCUCCCCCCUACAGGCCCUCACAUCAGCGCUGUACGUGGUACAGAUCGGUUCCAACGACUACCUCUACCUGCUAUCGCAGCUCAACAUGGGGCUCGUGCCCAACAUCCCCACCUCCCUCCCCCCCCGCAACGCAACGCGCCCUCGUCUGUUCAGCAAUGCCUCCUCCCUUCCGCCCAUGCCCAGCGCCUCGUCGCUGCCUCGCCUGCCCAACACCACCGCCGUGCCACCGCUUCCCUUCAACUCCACACCCCUCCCAUCCGCCUCCAUAGCCUCUGCCUCCUCUGCUGCUUCUGCCGCGUCUGCCUCCUCUGCCGCUUCGACAAGGUCUAGAGCAGCCGCCCGCCUGCGCGGGGCGGGGACACGUGGCGCGCUGCCAUUGGAGGAGGCAGUGAGCCGCCCACCGCAGUCAGUGGCGGAUAGGCUUGUCGCAGUGGGGCGUCAUCUUCUAAUACAAAUCCCCCCUCACGCUGCUGCCUCACGCACGCGUCCUGUGCCUCACCUGCUGCGCUGGCCCUCCUGCUCUCCCCAGGCGCUGUACAGCAUGGGAGCGCGGCGCUUCCUGGUGUACCUGCUGCCGCCCAUCGCAUGCGCGCCCACGCUCAUGCAAGCCUUGGGGCAGCGCACGUGCUCCGCGUCGCCGCUCUCCGCCGUGCCGCUGGCCCACAACGCGCUGCUCACCGCGGGGCUGAAUGCACUGCAGGCUCGCCUGCCGGGCAUCGUCAUUCUCACGGCGGACGUUGGGGGGCUCGUGGUUCGCGCUGUGGAGCAGCCUAAGGCGCUGGGCUUCACCAGCGGCCCCGAGGCAUGCUGCGGCGCCCCUGCACCGCUGAACGGGCUGGUGCAGUGCGGGCGAACGGCGCUGGUGAACGGCACCCCCACGCGCUACACGCUGUGCCGCCACCCCUCGCAGCACGUCUUCUGGGACGCCUUCCACCCCACUCAGCACCUCAACCACCUGCUUGCUGCCCGCGUGUGGCGUGGCGCCGAGGGCGGAUGGGGUGCUGAUGAUAGGGAUGAAGGGGAUGAAGGGGAUGGUGGGGAUGAAGGGUUGGGUGAUGAUGUGGGUGAGGAUGAUGGUGGCAGUGGAGUUGUAAUGCGCCCUGUUGGGUUGAGAGCACUAGCAAGAUAUUUGGCUGAGGCCAGUCACUGGUGGCGAUCGCACCUCGUGGUCGCAGGGCCGCGGUCGCCGGGCGCACUCACUUCCACCUCACCGGGCGCACCCACCUGUUGCACGCCGCGCAGAAUGACGCUUUUGCGGCAACACCGAUCGUUUCCGUCUCUCUCGGAGCCGCGCAUUGCCCUCUUGCUCAUAGUAACCGUAGCGCACGUCGCGGCGGGUCCACUUGCGACGCUCCGUCGCGUGGAGAUCGUCGCAGGCGAUACAGCCGCCACGGCUGAUAGAGUCGACACGGCUGCUACAGCCGUAGCCAGCCAUCGCCGGAGUGCGCUAAGAACAGCCGUCGCCACGUUGUCGCCGCCGCCACCCGUAGCGCCUUCGACUCCUGGUGGGCUCUCGGCGCCGCCGGCCGCGCCGCGACCUCCCGGCUCCAGCGGGAACGCGUCGGCAAACGAGUAUGGCCCGGAAUUCCCGCCGACGUACGAUCAACGGCUGGCGCUGGCGGAGCUGCGCGUGGCGAUGGACCCGCAGGGCUUGGAGUUGGAGUCGUGGGACUCGGACGUGGGGUGGGCCUUCUGGAUGGGCGUCCAAUGCGACCAGUGGAACCAAGUCGUCAAACUGUCGCUGGGCGGCAACGAGCUGACGGGGAGCAUCCCCGCGGGCAUAUCGCACCUCACCGCGCUGCAACACCUGGACGUGAGGGGCAACCAGCUGCAGGGCGAGCUCGUGCCCGACAUUGCGGGGCUGCCCGCCCUCACCUACCUCGACCUGUCCAACAACCGCAUCAAUGGCUCGCUGCCCGACUCGCUCUCCAACCUCACCGCGCUGCGCCACCUCGACCUGCAUCAGAACGCCAUCACCGGCCCGCUGCCCUCCGCCCUUGCUGCACUCACCCACCUCACCCACCUCGACCUGCGAGAGCUCGACUUCACGCCCGCCCCUCUGCCGCCCGCUGUUGGCGCCCUCUCCUCCCUCAUCUACCUCGACCUGUCAUACACGCACCUCACGGGCCCGCUGCCCGCCUCCGUCGCCAACCUCUCCGCUCUCAAGUUCCUCGCGGUGGACGGCAAUGCACUGACGGGCUCCAUCGACAUCUUCCCACCAAACUCAUCCCUGCAAGCCAUUCUAGCGGGGCACAACGAGCUGGAGGGGGGGGUGCCGGACGUGGCACGGCAGCCGCAGCUGCGCCUGCUCUCACUGCAUGACAACAACCUCACUGGCCCCGUGCCUGCUGCCGACCUCAACUCCUCUAAAACCACCGUCGUCCUAGCAGGCAACCCGCUGUGCACGUCAGCGCGGUACUACCGCACGUGCAACGUGUGGCAGCAGCGCCGCCUGUGCACGCUGCCGUGCAGCGGCAGUGGGGAGAGUCCGAGCCCGGUGGAGUACGUGCAGGGGCAGGCGUGCGUGUGCGCGCUGCCCGUGGUGGUGCGCCUGUUCCUGCAGAACCCCUCCUACACGCUCUUCAACGCUGAAUAUGCCGAUCUCUUUCAGCGAGACGUGGAGGCACGCCUCAACCUCGUGGAGGGGCAGGCGUGGCUGGACAGUGUGAGUCAGCGCGAGGACAACCUCGAGGUCGCCACUCUGCGCAUCUACCCCGCCAAGGUGGAUGCCCCAUGGACGGACGAGCAGAGGGGGCAGCUGUAUGCAGCGUUGGGCCGCCUCACUCGCCUCAGUGCUAUCUUUGGGGGCAUCACGUUCGAUGGCCCACCACCCCCGCCAGUGCCCAGCCCGCCACCGCCCCCUCCCACGCUCGCAGUCACCACUGAAAGCAAGAGCACGUUCCCGGUGUGGGCCAUCGCGGUCACGGGGGUGGGGCUGCUGUGCUUCGCCGCCUCGCUGCUGCUGCUGCUGCUCUGGCUGCGCCACCAACGCAGACGCCAGAUGCUCCGGCCGACCAAGUCGAAGCUAACGAUGCGGCUACAGGAGCAGUUUGUGCGCCCCAUUGCCCUGGCGGAGAUCGAGGAGGCCACGGACUCGUUCUCGGAGGCGCGGCUGCUGGGCGCGGGCGGGUACGGGUCCGUGUACCGCGGCGACGGGCCCAACGGCGAGCAGUGGGCCGUCAAGCGCGCGCAGGUCACCACCGUGCAGUCCAUGGGCGUGUUUCAGAACGAGGUGGACGUGAUAUCGGCCAUGAGUCACCGCAAUCUGAUAGCGCUGCUGGGGUACUGCGAGGACAAGGGCGAGCAGAUCCUCGUCUACGAGUUCGCCGCCAACGGCACCCUCUCCACCCACCUGCGCCCGCCCCCCGACAAGCCGCUGCCCCCCCUGACGCUGCAGCAGCGCGUGGAGGUGGCGCUGGGCGCGGCGCAGGGGCUGUUCUACCUGCACUCGUUCGCGCGCCCGCCCGUCAUCCACCGCGACGUCAAGUCGGGGAACAUCCUGCUCGACCAAGACAUGCAGGCGAAGGUGGCGGACUUUGGGCUGCUGAAGGCGUCCAAGGGCGAGGGCGUGGCGCACAGCACGCAGGUGGCGGGCACACCGGGGUACCUGGACCCCGAGUACUACUCCGCCUUCAAAGUCACUGCCAAGAGCGACGUCUACAGCUUCGGCGUGGUGCUGCUGGAGAUCCUGACAGGCCUGCCGCCCAUCUUUGAGAGCCUCGACGCCAACGAGUCCACCGACGGCGAGCGACAGAUGACCAGCCUGGCCAGAUGGUGUGCGCCGUACGUGCAGACGGGCAACGUGGGCAAGAUAGUGGACCCGCGGCUGGGCGCGGACUACCCGGGGGACAUAGUGAAGGCGCUGGCGGAGGUGGCGAUGGCGUGCGUGCAGCGCCACAGCAAGAACCGCCCCGACACGGGCGAGGUGGUGCGGCGCCUGGGGGACAUCCUCGCACGCCUCACGGGCGAUGAGAGCGCCGCUGCGCUGGGGCACCUGCGGUCGCAGAGCUCCAAUGUGGGCGCCGUCGCCAUUCCCGAGGACGGGGAGGUUGAUCCGAACAUUGCGCUGGUGGGGAAUAUGGAGGGGCCGUACGAUGAGAGCACUGCCGCCAUGUCGCAGAUUAUCCCGCGCUGA
Closterium sp. Yama58-4 is the source of this 5700-nucleotide messenger RNA. NCBI's taxonomy places the organism in Eukaryota, Viridiplantae, Streptophyta, Zygnematophyceae, Desmidiales, Closteriaceae. The record is from the annotation of a GenBank genome assembly.